This is a messenger RNA of Orbicella faveolata, 387 nucleotides long. RefSeq names its product heme A synthase COX15-like. NCBI's taxonomy places the organism in Eukaryota, Metazoa, Cnidaria, Anthozoa, Scleractinia, Merulinidae. Gene Ontology annotation, molecular function: oxidoreductase activity, acting on NAD(P)H, heme protein as acceptor. The record is from RefSeq and is a predicted model, not a curated record. Gene Ontology annotation, biological process: heme A biosynthetic process. Gene Ontology annotation, cellular component: mitochondrial inner membrane.
GGUUAUUGGCUACUGGGUUGUGCUGGUCUGGUGGUCGGCUCUGUGGUAUUGGGCGGGGUCACAAGGCUCACAGAAUCUGGUCUGUCGAUGGUAGACUGGCAUCUAAUCAAAGGAAUGAAGCCACCAAGAACACAAGAAGAAUGGGAGAAGGAGUUUGAGAGAUACCAGAAAUACCCAGAAUACAAAUAUUCCAACCAAGACAUCACUCUAACGCAAUUCAAGUGGAUCUGGUACAUGGAAUAUGCUCACAGAAUGUGGGGUCGUAUGGUUGGAGCUGUGUUCUACCUUCCUGCUGCAUAUUUCUGGUACAAAGGCUGGUUUAACAGAGGAAUGAAGAUUAGGGUGGGAGUGUUUGGGGCUCUGAUAAUGUGCCAGGUAGUGAUUGAA